AUGGCUUCCUCCCUUCCUAAUCCAGUUCAGGCUCCUCCACACGUUCAUGCCCUCCUCGAUAGACUUCACGCUCAGUCGGUGGAACAGGAGAAGACGGCUACUGCUGCUCAGCUUCAAGCUGUUGGGUUUGAUGAUUUCAUGAGGGAUAAAUACAUAGCUUUGGAUCAAGACAAGUCACAGUUUGUGUAUCAGUUGAUACUUUCUACUGGGGCUCGGAAUGUGGUUGAGGUGAGUCGAUAUUUCGCAGGAACAAGCUUCGGGGUCAGCACCAUCUACCUAGCACUUGCCGUCUCCCAAAAUAUAGCCAAAUCCGGUGAGUAUGGAGUGGUGAUAGGGACGGAGAACGAGCCCUCGAAAGCUGCUCAAGCAAGACUGCACUGGGCGGAAGUGGGUGAAGGUUUGGAAGAGAUCAUCGAAUUGAGAGAAGGUGAUUUGAGGGAAACAUUGAAAGUUGAUUUACCUGAGACCGUUGAUCUUUUGUCACUCGAUAUCUGGGCCCCGAUGGCUCUACCAACUCUUAAACUCGUUCAACCACAUUUCAAACCUGGCUCGACGGUCUUGAUAGAUAACACCAUCGGUGCCGCUUCAGGCUACAAAGACCUUCUGACUCAUCUCCGCGCACCGGGUAGCGGAUUCACCAACCUGACGCUACCAUAUGACAAGGGAUUGGAGAUGUGUGUGUAUGUAGGGUGA
Molecule: messenger RNA, 693 nt
Organism: Tremella mesenterica DSM 1558
Lineage: Eukaryota; Fungi; Basidiomycota; Tremellomycetes; Tremellales; Tremellaceae
Exons: 3
Coding region: 1-693 (230 amino acids)
Source: RefSeq, a predicted model, not a curated record